Molecule: messenger RNA, 249 nt
Organism: Cladophialophora yegresii CBS 114405
Lineage: Eukaryota; Fungi; Ascomycota; Eurotiomycetes; Chaetothyriales; Herpotrichiellaceae
Product: H/ACA ribonucleoprotein complex subunit 1
Exons: 2
Coding region: 1-249 (82 amino acids)
Biological process (GO): ribosome biogenesis; snoRNA guided rRNA pseudouridine synthesis
Cellular component (GO): box H/ACA snoRNP complex
Molecular function (GO): box H/ACA snoRNA binding
Source: RefSeq, a predicted model, not a curated record
AUGGGCACCUUCCUGCACGCCACCGAGGGAGAGAUGGUCUGCGAGUCCAUCAACACCAAGGUCCCCUACUUUAACGCCCCCAUAUACCUCGAGAACAAGACAACAAUAGGAAAAGUGGAUGAGAUUCUGGGGCCGAUCAACCAAGUCUACUUCACGAUCAAGCCCCAGGAAGGCAUUCAAGCCACAUCAUUCAAGAAGGGUGACAAGUUCUUUAUUGGCGGGGACAAGCUAUUACCUUUGGAGAAGUAA